AAAUCCGUCGUCGGUCGACGCGCGGGAGGCAGUAGGCACCCCGUCGACGCAAAUUGAUCUUUCGCGCUCUCCCCUUCACCUCUCCCUCUCCCCCUCGUCCUCGAUUCUCCUGUAGAGAAGAAUGAAGGUUCCCAUGGGUCCUCCCUCUCCUAGUAACCCAAGCUCCUCCAGUACAGAUACAGAUUCCAGUUCAGACACCCAAAUGAAUCCUCAAAGUGAUCUUUCAAACCCUGUAACAAUGAAAGUUCCAAUGGGUCCUCCCCCUCCCAAAAACAUCAAUCCACCCAAAAUAGUUGAUACUAAUCUCCUUGCUGAACCACAAAUCAUUGCACAAGAAGAAACCCAAGUUAAUAAUAGCGAAACUCAUGUUCCGGAAUCGGAUAGGAAGACCCCUGAAAACAAUAAUAGUAGACCUAACUCUCGCUCCGCUUCUGGUGAAUCCCCAAGUGUUGCAGUUCCCUAUACGAUUCCCUCGUGGAGUGAAGCACCUUGUCAUCCUUUCUUCUUGGAAGUUCUCAAGGAUGGUUCUAUAAUUGACCACUUCGACGUAUCCCAGAAGGGGGCUUACAUGUUUGGGCGUGUAGAUUUAUGUGACUUUGUCCUUGAGCACCCAACCAUUUCUCGAUUUCAUGCUGUUCUUCAGUUCAAUAAAGAUGGAGAUGCAUACCUUUAUGAUAUUGGCAGUACACAUGGCACUUUUGUCAACAAGCAGCAGGUGAAGAAAAAGGAAUACAUGGGGUUGCAUGUUGGUGAUGUGAUACGAUUUGGCCACUCAUCUAGGUUGUAUAUAUUCCAAGGACCAUCUGAAUUGAUGCCUCCGGAAAAUGACCUGGCAAAUAUUAGAUAUGCAAAGAUUCGAGAGGAGAUGCAAGAUCGUGAAGCUUCACUUUUACGAGCAAGACAGCAGGCAACUCUGGCAGAAGGUAUAUCAUGGGGUAUGGCAGAGGAUGCAGUUGAAGAAGAUGAGGAAGAUGCAGAUGAAGUAACUUGGCAAACCUACAAAGGUCAGCUCACAGAGAAGCAGGAAAAAACCCGUGAUAAAAUCAUUAAAAGGACAGAGAAGGUUGCUAAUAUGAAGAGAGAAAUAGAUUCCAUUCGAGCAAAGGACAUUGCCCAAGGUGGGUUGACACAGGGCCAACAAACUCAGAUUGCUCGGAAUGAGCAAAGAAUAUCACAGAUUAUGGAAGAAAUUGAGAGCUUGGAAGAGACCCUGAAUGAAAGUAUCCAAGAAAGUAUAGGAGCACGUGCUGGAAAGGUAAUUCGUGGUAAGAAGGGAGUUACAGAGGAAGAAGAUGAAGUUCUUAGUGAUGAUGAUGAAUUCUAUGACCGGACAAAGAAGAAAAAGCCUGCAAGCCUAAAAACUGGUGAUCACCAGUCAAUUGAAACGGCUGAUACUCUUCUUGCUAAGAAAGAGGCCAUCAUCAAUGAAAUGGAAGAGAAGAAAAAGUUGCUUUUGACUGAGAAGAGUAAAGUUGCACCAGAGAUGGAGGGUGGAAAUGAUGAUGGAGAUGCACUUGAUGCUUACAUGACUGGACUUUCUUCCCAACUAGUUCUCGGUAGGACCGUGCAAAUUCAGGAUGAGCUAUCCACUCUCCAGUCUGAAUUGGACAGGAUCCUCUACUUGCUGAAAAUUGCUGAUCCAACAGGAGAAGCUGCUAGGAAAAGGGUACAGGUAUCAAAAAGUAGUCAACAAGAUAGACCUACUUCUGGCGUCACAAAACAACUUCCUGCUGAACAAAAGAAAAUCUCUACAUCAACAAAGCCCAGGAAUGGAUCCACCAUCAAGGAGGGAACUGAAAAUGCUACCAUACAAGCUAGCAAGCAACAAGAAGCUGAUCAGAAUGUUAAUGAAGCCACAGAAAGCAAGCCACCAAUAUACACAGUCUCAAAGCCCCAGUGGCUUGGGGCUACACAAGAUAUGGAAAUAAAAGAGAUCAAACAUGAUGAAGUUCCAGUAAGUGUAAAUGAACUUGACCAGUUUGUUGACUAUAAAGACAGGAAAAAGGCCUUGGGAACUGUGGAUGAGACACAGGAAAAAGAAUCUGGAAUAGAAUCUGCCGCUCCUGGUCUAAUAAUAAGGAAGCGAAAGCAGGUUGAGAAAUCCGAAGAAACUAAUGAAGCAAAACAGUCCAUGUAUUCAUCAACGGGAGCUGAAACCACAGCUGCAGAUGCUGUGGCACUAUUGUUAAAGCACAAGCGUGGGUAUUAUGCACUAGAGGGCGAGGAAAGAACUGAAAGCCAAGACACUAAAGGUGGAAUGGAAUCUAGAAAGGAUAAUGCAAGGCCUAGAAGAGUGCUAGGUCCUGAGAGACCUGCCUUUCUUAACAGUAGUCCAGAUUAUGAAUCAUGGAUGCCUCCUGAAGGACAAUCUGGUGAUGGACGGACUUCAUUGAACGACCGUUAUGGUUACUGAUUAAGUACUCCAAUAGUUUCAUUUUUGUUUAAUCCAUCUUAACUAUAUCGAACCGCCAGCAUGGUCAUAUUUUAUAUUGGCGUGCACUGAACAUCUGGUACCCUUGGCGAGGUUCAAUGGGUUUGGAAGUGACGAACAUAGGCUGCAGAUGUAUUCUUGAAAGUAGGAGGAUAACCUCAGGACUUUUGACCGAUAACUUGGGGAGCCAUUGCAGCGGGAUGUUACGUUUUCAUGACAACCGGUCAAAGUUCCAUGUAUGUUGUGAAGAUCAACUGUUAUAUGAAAGCGAAUCCCAAAUGUUUAAGUUUCAAGUGCUCUCUCCUGUGUUUUUCUUUCCUCCAUUCCAAAGUUCCAAACAUCAACAGUAGAGUUUUUUUUUUUAAGUGGCAGGAGAGAUGCUAACAAAAACAAGGCCAGAGUUACUAAGAGAGUACAUAUAACAUUUUUUUUCA
Nelumbo nucifera (sacred lotus) is the source of this 2865-nucleotide messenger RNA. Its product is annotated as SMAD/FHA domain-containing protein. NCBI's taxonomy places the organism in Eukaryota, Viridiplantae, Streptophyta, Magnoliopsida, Proteales, Nelumbonaceae. Gene Ontology annotation, molecular function: protein binding. The record is from RefSeq and is a predicted model, not a curated record.